Molecule: messenger RNA, 4942 nt
Organism: Rhinichthys klamathensis goyatoka
Lineage: Eukaryota; Metazoa; Chordata; Actinopteri; Cypriniformes; Leuciscidae
Gene: reps1
Product: RALBP1 associated Eps domain containing 1
Exons: 20
Coding region: 476-2848 (790 amino acids)
Biological process (GO): endocytosis; endosomal transport
Cellular component (GO): cytoplasm; plasma membrane
Molecular function (GO): protein binding; calcium ion binding
Source: RefSeq, a predicted model, not a curated record
ACGGCACAUCUAUGACGCCACACUCCAUCCGGGUCCUCCGCGCCUGGGCCAUGACGUCACGGGGUCCAGGAAUGGCGGCGCUGUCUGCAGAGGGAAGCAGUCCGAAGAGCCCGAAACUUUAUUCCUAACAUCACUCCGCGGCUACACGAGCUCCACUGUUCCACCGACGGCCAUAUCCAGCUCUUAAAGAGCCAGCGCAACAGCGGAACCAAGUCUCGACGUUGUUACCGCUGAAUUCUAACGUCCCAGGCUCUAUUAGUUUGGUUGACUUUGCGAGGGCCAAAAGACAAGAGCAAAGACAGCGACUAACGGUACAUAAAAACAACAAGCACCCCAAAGCAUAAUUUUUCGUGUCCGUCCAAUUCAUAGAAGGAUCUUACUUGUGUUUUGCUAGUUUUUUUGUCUUGCUCAUAAACCGAAAGGCAAGACGCUGGCCUGAUAAGGUGAAGCCACCAGCUGCGGGUUUGAUGCCACGAUGGAGAGUUUAACACUGAGCGAUGUCGAGCAGAAAUAUUACUCUGAACUCUUCCUCUCCUGUGAUGUCGAUAACACCAAGAAAGUGGCUUCCAAUGGCAAAGUUCUCGACCUCUUCCGGGCGGCCCAGCUCUCAAACGAAGUGGUGCUUCAGAUUACUGAACUUUGUGGGGCCACACGUCUUGGUCAUUUCGGUCGGAGUCAGUUCUACAUUGCACUGAAGCUCAUUGCACUGGCCCAGUCUGGAAUGCCCCUGCGUGUGGAGACCCUGAACAGUGUCAGGGAUCUGCCCCUCCCUCGCUUUGUGAUGGGCAAGAACGAGCAGGAGACGAGGCACGCGGUCAUGUUCGCAGACGCAGAGAAUCAGGGGCACUACUUCCCCAGACCUCCAGUCCGAGUGCAAGCCAAAAAAGUGUCAGCGCACGAGAUGAUUCAGCCCUGUGUGCCCACUGUUGAUCCUCAGCCGGACACCACAUCUCCUGUAGUGUCUCCGCACCAGUCGCCUCCCACUUCACCCCAUACCUGGAGGAAGCACAAACGCCAGGCCAGCGGUGGAAACGUGGACAGACAGCCCUCAGUGCCAGGAGUUGUUUGGCCACUUUUUAGAGAAGCACAGCCAGGACCAGUAACAGGUGACGGGAUGUGGUCCGCCCAUUCACCCCCUCCUGUCCAAGAAACUUGGGUCAGCUUUACAGACACCCCUCCCUCCAGCACACUUCCAAUGCAUCCCCCCUCAGCUCAGCCGGAGAGCACAACAGUAAGGACUGUGAUGUCUGCAAUGAUCACAAAUGAAAUCCAAAGGCAGACCAGUGGUUACGAUGACCCCUGGAAAAUCACAGAUGAGCAAAGACAGUAUUACAUAAACCAGUUUAAGACCAUUCAGGCAGAUCUCACUGGUUUAAUCCCUGGCUCUGCCGCGAAGGAAUUCUUUACGAAGUCGAAACUGCCUAUUCUAGAACUGUCUCACAUUUGGGAGCUAUCAGAUUUUGAUAAAGAUGGUGCACUGACCCUGGAUGAGUUUUGUGCUGCAUUUCAUCUUGUAGUCGCAAGGAAAAAUGGUUAUGACCUUCCUGAAAAGCUCCCCGAGAGCCUAAUGCCAAAGCUUAUUGACUUGGAUGACUCAGCAGGAGUUCCAGAACCUGCUGCUGAGGUUAGCUUCUCUGCUUCCCCUGUGGAAGUCACUCCAAAUAAGUCUCCUUCUAUGCCUUCCCUGAACCAGAACUGGCCUGAGCUCAACCAGAACAAUGAGUGGGAGACUUUUAGCGAACGCUCCUCAAGCUCACAAACUCUGACCCAAUUUGAUUCUAACAUUGCACCAGCUGACCCUGAUACAGCAAUAGUCCACCCUGUGCCCAUUCGUAUGACACCCAGCAAGAUCCACAUGCAAGAGAUGGAGCUCAAGAGAACUGGAAGUGAUCACACACAUCCAACUAGUCCGUUAAUGGCGAAACCACCAGAACUUUCUGACGAGACCAAGCUAGCAGCAUCUAUAAAGUUUCCUGGUACCUCUGUUGGAGAUGGCUAUAGCAGCUCAGAUUCAUUUACAUCUGAUCAAGAGCCCAUUUCCAGUGCUGUGAACAGACAAAGGUCUCACUCUGGCACCUCUCCGGAAGGACUGAAGGUUGUGGCUCCGCCCCCACCUCCGCCCCGCCCCCACGCCUCUCACUCACGGUCCUCCUCUCUAGACAUGAACCGAAAUUUUGCUGCUGUCCCUGCAGCAGGUUCGCAGCAGCAAGGUGUAGUGGCCUUCCCCCCCGCAGUGCCUCCGAGACCACUGCCCACACAGACAUCAGUGCCACAUGGUCACCGGUCAGUAGAGGGAGAUGGUCUUCCAGCACAUACCAGCACGUCACCCCAUCAGAUGCCAGAACAGCCCAACUUUGCUGACUUCAGCCAGUUCAAGGCUUUUGCUGUGGACCAGCCGGAAGAUGAUGAAGAGAACCCAUCUGAUAGUGGACAGGCAGAAAGAUGUGCAGAAGCUCCCGGGACGAUGAGAACAGCAAAGAACGAUGUUCAGGCAGAAGAACGAAAUGCAACCACUGUCAACUCUGCCAAAGUAUCCACUCCAUUGGCCCCACCUCCCAAACCGGUCCGUCGAAGACUGAAAUCAGAAGAUGAGCUCAGACCAGAUGUGGAGGACCUUCCCCAAAAGUCUAACGUCAUAGCCACUGUUCUAGCAACCCAGCCCUCAAUUCCACGGUCUAUCGGUAAGGAUAAAAAGGCAAUCCAGGCUUCCAUCAGAAGAAACAAAGAAACGAAUACAGUUUUAGCCAGACUCAACAGUGAAUUACAGCAACAGUUGAAGGACCUGCUAGAAGAAAGAAUAUCUCUUGAAGUGCAACUGGAACAGCUUAGACCUUUUUCGCAUUUGUAACCGGAGUGUGCGUGUGCUUGAGAUUGAAUGUGUGUAAUGAAAGAAUGAUUACCCCUUUUUUUUUUCUUUGUCUUUUUUUUGUGGUCUGUUGGAUCCUCUGGCAGGAUGUCCAUUUCACCCGUCUCCACUCCUCUGCUGACUGUGUGAGAUGAGACAAAAUCGCUGCUUCCUCCAGACCGUUCUGUCUCACACAGCCAUUCAGAGGGAUGGGGCCCAAGAUUAUUAUCCGUUAUGGCACUUUGAUGAAACAGAAAGUAUGAGUGGUUGUAUAUGUAAUACCACAGACAUUGCAGGUUAUGUUUAGUGUGUGAGGCAAGAGCCUGAUGUCAUGGCCGGCAAGAGGCUGUAAUUCUGGUUAACAUGAAGGAGCCUCUUCCCCUCCUGUUCUCCAGAGUCUCGAGGCAGCUUGUCAUGUUCUUCCAUGUUAGGGCACCCGUGUGUGCUCAGACAAUCAUAUGAGGCCAUGCGCUGGUCCUAAAAAGGAGAGAACUGAUUUUUGGGAGAUCAUGUUAUUUCAAAAGUAUGCUUCAGUAAACUGAUUCUGACAGGCACUUGUUAAAAGGACAGUUCAUCCAAAAAUGUCAUUGCAAACCUGUAUCAUUUUUUUUUUUUUUUAAAUUUGAAGAAUGUCCUGGCUGAUCUUUUUCCAAAUGAUGAAAGUAAAUGAGGUCUAGGGCUGUCAAGCUCUACAAAUACAAAAGAAACACCAAGAAAGUGGUCCAAAAAACUUGUGUGCUAUAUUUCAAAUGUUUUUUUAGUUAUAUGAUUGCUUUUUACAAGGAACAGAAGCUUAUUUUCUGCUCUAGUUAACUGGAGUGACUGAAUCAUUGAGUUGAACUAAUGAACUGGAUCAGUCAAAUUUGUGAACGAUUCAUUCAUUUAUUUAUUUAUUUAUCUGGAUCAACUGAAUCAUGAAAAGGAUUCAAACAAAAUUAAAUGAAUCAAUUGUUCACAAAUCGGACAGUUCUACCUCUCUUAUGACAAAACGUCAAAGAGAAUUACAAAUAACGACUUAAGUCGGUCCCUAAAGUAAAAUCUAUUUUAUGGCUGAAAUGAUUUUGAAAUAUAAUGCACAAGUGAAAUAAGCUGAUACUUUAAUGCUGCUUUUCUUUGUUAGCCCUCAUUUACUUUAAUUAUAUUUAAAAGAGUUGAAAAUUCCCUUUUUUUGAUACACGGAUGAAGGAAACUCGUACAGGAUUGAACAAUUUGGAGCAAAUGACAGAAUUAUUUUCGGAUGAACUAACCCUUUAAUCUUUCUUCCUUGCCAUACCAAUGGACGGCACAUUGUGUGUGUUUGUUUCAUGUGCAUGAGAGAGAGUUUGAGGACAACCGUUACAAAAGAAUGGCAUCAAAGGCUGCUUUAUUUCCUUCUCUUAACACACUCUGUUUUGGUAUAACAAAACGACCCGUUCGACCUUGUACAGUCUUUCACCCAGGGAUGGCAGAUGUUCCUCUCUCAGUCUCAAAUGUUGGCUGUACCUCAUACGGUACAUCAUCUGCAUCAUAAACUCUGUGACAUCAUUAGUACAUAAUUGUGAGACCUGAAACAAUGACUGCACUUUCUCCCCUUCGGCUUUCAUUUGUCUUUUCUCGUCACUGUUUUUGCAUGUCAUUCACAAUCUCAUUUUGUAUAAAACGGCUCUUAACGAUGAACCACUUGAUUUGUAUCUGUAACGUCUGAACUAGUGUGACGUUUGUGUUGUUACAUAGAUUUGCGUCAUGUCUCUCAUUCAUUCAUUGUUUUUGACUGAUGUCUGUCUUUUUCUUUUACUCAUCCUUAAAGCCUUACUUCCUGGUGUGCAGGUUUUCACAGUAAUGUGUCCCCCAUGUUAAAUCAAGGUGAGCCUUUUCUCCCCGCUGUUCAGGCUGAUUUACUGUAUCAGGGGUAUGUUGUAUAUUGUAUGAUACACACCUUUUGAUCUCGUAUGUAAAUUUGCAUUAAUUGCUGACUAACAGCAAAUAUUCUAUUUAAUUGCUCAUAUAAUGGCUGUGGGAUCAUAAACGUUUAACUGCAUGGAUGUGUCUCUGCAGAAUGAACUAGCAGCUGUGUGAUUUUUACACAAAAUAAAAAUGGCACAAUAUUUUAAUAAUUUC